Molecule: messenger RNA, 1391 nt
Organism: Musa acuminata AAA Group (dessert banana)
Lineage: Eukaryota; Viridiplantae; Streptophyta; Magnoliopsida; Zingiberales; Musaceae
Product: putative MO25-like protein At5g47540
Exons: 11
Coding region: 231-1253 (340 amino acids)
Biological process (GO): intracellular signal transduction
Molecular function (GO): protein serine/threonine kinase activator activity
Source: RefSeq, a predicted model, not a curated record
UUUUUUCUUUUUCCUUUUUUCUUUUUAGGAAAACGACGAGACCUCCGACGCAGAAUAGGUGGUGCCUGGGAUCGGCUGCUCGCGACACUUCCUUCGAUUUCGAUCCGCCUCGAGCAAUCGGAGCCCGAGGGUUUUCGAUCUUGGUCUCUCUAUCUCGAGGGUCACCCCCAUCCGUAAUCCCAGCGUCGCCUUGUCGCGGGACUGCCUGGCGAUCUACACCGGGGAACGCAAUGAAGGGGCUCUUCAAGUCGAAGCCGCGGACUCCCGCCGAGAUCGUGCGUCACACGCGGGAGCUCCUCAUCUACGUCGACCUCAACUCGAACUCCCGAGACACCAAGCGGGAGGAGAAGAUGGCAGAAUUAUGUAAAAAUAUCCGGGAGUUAAAAUCUAUUCUUUAUGGCAACAGUGACUCAGAGCCAGUGGCUGAAGCUUGUGCACAGUUGACUCAAGAGUUCUUCAGAGAGAAUACCUUGCGUCUAUUAAUUGUUUGUCUCCCAAAACUGAAUCUAGAGGCCCGAAAAGAUGCUACUCAAGUUGUCGCAAAUUUGCAAAGGCAACAAGUUCAUUCGCGGUUAAUUGCUUCUGAUUACUUGGAAGCUAACAAAGAUCUUCUGGACCUUUUAAUUUCUGGCUAUGAAGAUAUGGACAUUGCUCUGCAUUAUGGGGCCAUGCUAAGAGAAUGUAUUCGACAUCAAUGUAUAGCUAGGUAUGUUCUAGAGUCAGAACACAUGAAGAAGUUCUUUGAUUAUAUUCAACUUCCAAAUUUUGACAUUGCAUCGGAUGCCUCUGCAACAUUUAAGGAGCUUUUGACGCGGCAUAAAUCAACUGUAGCUGAAUUUCUUGCUAAGAAUUAUGAUUGGUUUUUCACUGAAUUCAACUCAAGGCUGCUGUCAUCCCCCAAUUACAUCACAAGAAGGCAAGCUAUCAAGCUUCUGGGAGAUAUGUUGCUAGACAGGUCAAAUUCUGCAGUUAUGAUACGCUAUGUUAGCUCAAAGGAUAAUCUUAUGAUUCUAAUGAAUCUUCUCAGGGAAUCAAGUAAGAAUAUCCAAAUAGAGGCAUUCCAUGUAUUUAAGUUAUUUGCUGCUAAUCAAAAUAAGCCACCUGAGAUCACAAGCAUAUUAGUCACAAACAAGGACAAGCUGCUCCGGUUUUUAAAGGACUUCAAGAUAGACAAAGAGGAUGAGCAAUUUGAAGCAGACAAAGCUCAAGUUGUGAAAGAGAUACAAGCACUUAAAAAAGAGAACACAUCAUAGUGGACUUUUUUAUAUGUUGUUGUAAAUUUAGAAUUCCUAUCUGGGAUUUCACUGUUUCCGGGGUCUUGGAUGUUAUGCAUGGACCGACUGUGUAUUUACCGAAAAUAUACACUAGCCUUAAAGUACAUGCAUUUUGAA